This is a messenger RNA of Myotis myotis, 2266 nucleotides long. Its product is annotated as guanylate-binding protein 6-like. The record is from RefSeq and is a predicted model, not a curated record. The coding region runs from base 181 to 2052 and encodes 623 amino acids. Lineage: Eukaryota; Metazoa; Chordata; Mammalia; Chiroptera; Vespertilionidae. The transcript has 11 exons. Gene Ontology annotation, biological process: defense response to protozoan; defense response to Gram-positive bacterium. Gene Ontology annotation, molecular function: GTPase activity; GTP binding.
UGUGUCCUUUCGAUUUCGGUUCUUCUCAACCCAACUCAUAACUGCUUGCCUAUAAAAUCCCACUCAGUUUUCAGCUUCUAAAGAGAACUGUGAGGACCCUGGGGAGCCAGACUCCGGAGGACGGGAGAGGCGAGAAUUUAUUUGCUGUCUGCAGCUUAGGAGACAGGUUUGCAGGUUGCCAUGGCUUCUAGACCCAACAUGACGGCCCCCAUUUGCCUGGUGGAAAACAACAAUGAGCAUCUGUCAGUGAAUCAGAAAGCUCUAGAGAUUCUUGGCCAGAUUUCUCAGCCAGUGGUGGUCGUGGCCAUUGUAGGACUGUAUCGAACAGGCAAAUCCUACUUGAUGAAUCGGCUUGCAGGACAGAAUCACGGUUUCCCUCUGGGCUCUACGGUGCAGUCUGAAACCAAGGGCAUCUGGAUGUGGUGUGUGCCUCACCCUACUAAGCCUGAUUGCACUCUGGUCCUUCUGGACACUGAGGGCCUGGGCGAUGUGGAAAAGGGUGACCCUAAGAAUGACUCAUGGAUCUUUGCCUUGGCCGUGCUUCUGUGUAGCAGCUUCGUCUACAACAGCCUGAGCACCAUCAACCACCAGGCCCUGGAGCAGCUGCAUUAUGUGACAGAGCUGACAGAACUCAUCAGGGCAAAGUCCUCCCCUACACCAGAUGGAGUAGAAGAUUCAUCAGAGUUUGUGAGUUUUUUUCCAGACUUUAUCUGGACCGUACGGGAUUUCAUCCUGGAGCUGGAGUUAAAUGGUCAUCCUAUCACAGCAGAUGAGUACUUGGAGAAUGCCUUGAAGCUGGUUCCAGGCCUGAAUCCCAAAGCUCAAAUAUCUAAUCUCCCUAGAGAGUGCAUCCGCCAUUUCUUUCCAAGACGAAAGUGUUUUGUCUUUGACCGGCCAAUAAACAACAAAGAACUCCUAGCCCAUAUUGAGAAGGUUGUAGACAACCAACUGGAUCCUAACUUCAAGGAACAAACAAAGAACUUCUGUUCUUACAUUCUCACCCAGGCGAGGACCAAGACCCUCAGGGAGGGAAUCACAGUCACUGGGAAACGGCUAAGGACUCUGGUGGUGACUUAUGUGGAUGCCAUCAACAGUGGUGCAGUGCCUUGUUUGGAGAAUGCGGUUACAACACUGGCUCAGCUUGAGAACUCAGGGGCUGUUCAGAAGGCAGCCAACCACUACAGCGAGCAGAUGGCCCAGAGAGUGAGCUUCCCCACAGACACGCUGCAGGAGCUGCUGGACCUGCACGCAGCCUGUGAGAAGGAAGCCAUUGCAAUCUUCAUGGAGCACUCCUUCAAGGAUGACAACCACGGGUUCCAGAAGAAUCUUGUGGAAAUCAUAAAGGAUAAGCAGGAUAAGAUCUUGCUGCAGAAUGAAGAGGCAUCUGUUAAAUUCUGCCAGGAAAAACUUGAGCAACUUUCCAAGUCGCUGAUGGAAGGUAUUUCAGCAGGCAUUUUCUCUGUUCCUGGUGGUCACAAGCUCUACAUGGAAACAAAAGAAAGGCUUGAACAGGACUACUGGAAAGUGCCCAGGAAAGGAGUGAAGGCACAUGAAGUUCUCCAGAGGUUCCUGCAGUCUCAGGCAGCAACAGAGAAUUCCAUCCUGCAGGCAGACAAAGCUCUCACGGAUGGAGAGAAGGCCAUGGCAGCGGAGCGGGCCAAGAAGGAGGCAGCUGAGAAGGAACAGGAGCUGAUGAAACAGAAACUACAGGAGCAGCAGCAGCAGAUGGAGGCACAGAAGAGGAGUCUCGAGGAAAAUAUAUUGCAACUGAAGGAGAAGAUGGAGAGGGACAGAGAGACUAUCAUAAGAGAGCAGAAUAUGAUAUUGGAGCAUAAAUUGAAGGUUCAAGAAGAUCUGCUUAGAGAAGGAUUUAAAAAGAAAUCUGAAGAGAUGAAUGCAGAGAUCAAUCAUUUGAGAAAUAUGAUUGAUACUGCUCAAAAUGAUAAUACUUCCUGGAUUGAAAAAGCCAUAGAUGUCUUUUCAAUAUUGGUUGGUCCUGGUAAACUUUUUCGCAUUGUGCAAGGCAUAGGAUCACUGUUUAAAUGGAAAUAAUUCUCCUUUGAAAUAAAUUAUAGAAUGUGGCUAUAUUCUAUGGCUUGUUUUUAGUGUGUAUUCCUUUCAAGUUCAUUCAAUCAAUGAAACAAAAAAGGUACUUACUAAAGAAUAUCAAUGCGUAGCCUUCAUUAGAUACAAUUAAUGCUCGUAUGCUUUGUUAUAGCAUGUUUACUUUAUGAAAUAUGCAUGUUUAAAUAAAUAUACUUACAAA